Messenger RNA from Asparagus officinalis (garden asparagus), 765 nucleotides. Its product is annotated as probable LRR receptor-like serine/threonine-protein kinase At3g47570. The coding region runs from base 1 to 765 and encodes 254 amino acids. Lineage: Eukaryota; Viridiplantae; Streptophyta; Magnoliopsida; Asparagales; Asparagaceae. Gene Ontology annotation, molecular function: ATP binding; protein kinase activity. Gene Ontology annotation, biological process: protein phosphorylation. The transcript is spliced from 2 exons. The record is from RefSeq and is a predicted model, not a curated record.
AUGGUUCGCCACAGAAAUCUUGUUAGAAUCAUCAGCGCUUGCUCCAACUUGGAUUUCAAGGCACCCGUCCUCCAAUUCAUGCCCAAUGGUAGCCUUGAAAGAUGGCUCUACUCCCAUAACUACUGCUUGAGCUUACUUCAAAGGAUUAACAUAGCCAUCGAUGUUGCUUCAGCUAUUGAGUACCUCCAUCAUCACCAUUCUCAGGUUGUGCUGCAUUGUGAUCUGAAGCCGACCAACAUUCUUCUUGAUGAAGAAAUGACCGCACAUGUCAGCGACUUUGGCAUUGCAAAACUACUGACUGGUGAUAACCAGAGUGUAACCUCAGCGAGCACGCCGGGGACAGUUGGUUAUAUUGCCCCAGAGUAUGCUUCAACAGGAAGAGUCUCCACAAAGGGAGAUGUCUAUAGCUUUGGAAUAUUGUUGCUAGAAAUCUUUACGAGAAAGAAGCCUACUGAUCCUAUGUUUACGGGGGAAUCAAGCUUGCGACGAUGGGUAAAUGAUGCAAAUCCUACCGGCCUGUUAGAUAUUGUGGACUGCAAUCUCUUGAAAGUUGAAAAUGGAAAUGAAAGGCCGAGGAGCGACUUGAUUUCAAUGCAGGCUUGUCUAUCUUCUAUCAUGGAGUUGGGGAUUAUCUGUUCAAGUGACUCACCUAGAGAAAGGCUUCCUAUGAAGGAAGUCGUCCCAAAGUUGCGGAAGAUCAAGAUGGAUUAUUUGUUUGGCAUGUUAUGGAUGUACUACUUACCACUAUGUUUGGGAGUUUGGUAA